AUGCCCCGUCUCGCCCAGCUCGCCAACCUCACCCGCUCCGUGCCCGUCACCGGCUACAAGCACUUUGUCACCCCAUUGCGCCGCCUUGUCAUCGACUAUGACGUUGACGCUCCUGGACAGAAGGGCGUGAGGACAUACCUUGGCCACCCCCUCGUCGCGCUCGCCCGCGAGAACCCCGACGUCGAGGUCGUCGUGCGCAAGAUGAAGCGCGGCACCGCCGCCGUCCUCCGCGGCCACUACACCAACGGCCGUGACAAGGUCAUCUGCGUCAACAACCUCGAGGCCACCCAGGUCGCGGCCAAGGUCCAGAUCCUGCUGAACGCGUCCGGCGCCAAGCUCAAGAGCCUCAAGAACCUCACUGUGGAGGCUGCGCCUGGUAACGAGGCGGCUCGUGGUGUCUGGUCGGCCAUCCACGACCAGACCAACACUGGCGGUUACAGGAUAUAA
This is a messenger RNA of Apiotrichum porosum, 447 nucleotides long. RefSeq lists its product as uncharacterized. Gene Ontology annotation, cellular component: mitochondrial large ribosomal subunit. Gene Ontology annotation, molecular function: structural constituent of ribosome. Gene Ontology annotation, biological process: mitochondrial translation. Bases 1 to 447 code for a protein of 148 amino acids. Lineage: Eukaryota; Fungi; Basidiomycota; Tremellomycetes; Trichosporonales; Trichosporonaceae. The record is from RefSeq and is a predicted model, not a curated record. The transcript is spliced from 2 exons.